Molecule: messenger RNA, 919 nt
Organism: Cannabis sativa
Lineage: Eukaryota; Viridiplantae; Streptophyta; Magnoliopsida; Rosales; Cannabaceae
Product: late embryogenesis abundant protein At5g17165
Exons: 2
Coding region: 336-719 (127 amino acids)
Source: RefSeq, a predicted model, not a curated record
AUCCCGUGUUAGCAUCGCGUACCGUACAGUCAAAACGUCCGUGAAAAGACACUAAAAACGACGACGUUUUAUUGGUACUCGAAUGCGUACGGGGUAGUAUAUAAUUAUAUAUUCUGGUUAGGUGAGAGAAGAGAGAGAGUACCCAAAAGAGCGGGUAAAAGAUAAAGACACGUCACCACUUUGUCUCUCUACGACUCAUCUAGUCAGCUCUUUCUCUCUCUAUAAAAACCACUUCAAAAAUCAUCAGAAAGAGCCAACGCACAUUCUCUCUCUCUACUUCUCUUCUUGCACACAGUUUCUCUCUCUAGAUUUUUCUCGUUCUCUGUCUCAAUUGUAUGGCCGCCAAUUCCAGUAGCCGAGGGAUCACCAGCUUAGGGAAGCGAUUCGUCGAUCAGAUCUGGACUCGCGAUCCUUCUCCACUCUCUGCUCCCAUUCUCAGGAGAGCUUCUGCUCAUACAUCAGCAUACGAUAAAAACCCUGAUGAGCAGGCACAAGCAACCGUGGUUCCGGAUGAUCUGAUCGAACCGAAGUCAGACAAGUAUUGGGCUCCAGACCCCCAAACUGGGGUGUUCGGACCAGCUGCCCCGGGGCAAACUGCUCGGCCAAGUGGUGGCACGCAGGCCUCCACGCCUGCCAGUGGCGAGGGGUCUGUGCUUGAGCAGACUGCUUGGUUUCGCCCUACAAGCAUUGAGGAUUUGGAGAAGCCUGCUGCUCAGUAAAGUCAAGGAUUAGAAUUGAUAUAUAGUUGUGGUUGUGUGGUUGGUAUUGUGUCCUAUUAUAUAGUGUAUUGUUAUAUGUGUGGGGAAUAAGAUCCAAUUACAAAAAACAGGAUUAUUUUGGUUUCGUAGUUAUUAAUGGACAGAUCUUUUACCCCUAAAUCUCAAAUCAAAUCUUGGUUAUGUCCUUAAAUUUUUGUAAA